GUUAGAAGUCACACUCCGACCAACCCUGACUUCAGUAUGAGCUUAUGCCAGUGAAGAGGUGACCAGCAGCUCUUCCUGGUAAAAUCUCUGGCUCCAGCAUUCACCACCCAGUUUCCUGGGCAAGGCUGGACCCACUUCCACAUCCAUCCUUUUGAGGCUCCGGGGUGCACCACGAGACCGAGGUCAGGUGACGACAACGCAUGCGCUGUGUCGCUGCGCGGCCGGCUCACGUCAUAAUUCUUAGGUCUUGCGGAAGCUUCUCUCAGCCAGAACCAGUUCUUGAAGGGAGCGGACCGGAAGCCAGUAGGAAUCGCCGGCUGCUUUGCACCGCGAGACAGGCGCGCGGUGAGUGACGCGGGGCCUGACCAAGAGGAGGGGCGUCCGUAAACCCGCAGCGCCGGCCGCCGGGACGCGCCUCCCGGGGCUGCGGACCCACCCUUUAGGGGUGUCGCGCGUCCCGUGGCAGUUGUCCACUCCGGGCGGCGCGGUCGCGAUGCUGGUGGCGGCGGCCGCAGAGCGCAACAAGGAGCCCAUCCUGCGCGUGCUGCAGCAGUACGUGGACCCGGCGCAGCGCGGCCUCCGCGUGCUGGAGGUGGCCUCCGGCUCGGGCCAGCACGCUGCGCACUUCGCGCGGGCCUUCCCGCACGCCGAGUGGCAGCCGUCCGACGUGGACCAGCGCUGCCUGGACAGCAUCGCUGCCACCACGCAGGCCCAGGGGCUGUCCAACGUGAAGGCCCCACUGUACCUGGACGUGACCUGGGAGUGGGAGCACUGGGGAGGGAUCCUACCGCAGUCGCUGGACCUACUGCUCUGCAUCAACAUGAGCCACAUCAGCCCCCUAAGCUGCACCGAGGGGCUUUUCAGAGCAGCAGGACAUCUGCUCAAACCCAAGGCUCUGCUCAUCACCUAUGGGCCCUAUGCAGUCAAUGGGAAGAUCUUUCCCCAGAGCAACGUGGACUUUGACCUGACCCUAAGAUGCAGAAACCCAGAGUGGGGACUGCGGGACACAGCCCUCCUUGAGGACUUGGGUCAGGCCAGUGGUCUGCUCCUGGAGAAGAUGGUGGACAUGCCAGCCAACAACAAGUGCCUGAUUUUCCGGAAAGAGUAACUCCUCUCCUUCAUCCUGUGUGCUUGUGCCCAAAGACUGGUCAAAAACCAGAACUCCACCUGUCUCCCUGGACCAGGUUUCUAGAAUGACCAGCUCCACCAGUCGGGUUCUGAGUCUGGGCCCAGACUGCCUUGGAAUAAAGCACUUUCUGC
This is a messenger RNA of Sciurus carolinensis (gray squirrel), 1260 nucleotides long. It is a transcript of the gene Mettl26, whose product is annotated as methyltransferase like 26. NCBI's taxonomy places the organism in Eukaryota, Metazoa, Chordata, Mammalia, Rodentia, Sciuridae. The transcript is spliced from 8 exons. The record is from RefSeq and is a predicted model, not a curated record. Bases 494 to 1108 code for a protein of 204 amino acids.